GCAGAGAAGGUGUUUGCCAGCCUCCCCCAGGUGGAGAGGGGCGUCUCCAAAAUCAUCGGCGGCGACCCCAAGGGCAACAAUUUUCUUUACACCAAUGGAAAGUGCGUCAUUCUGAGGAACAUCGACAACCCAGCCCUUGCUGACAUCUACACGGAGCAUGCCCAUCAGGUGGUGGUGGCCAAGUACGCGCCCAGCGGGUUCUACAUCGCCUCUGGAGAUGUAUCUGGAAAGCUGAGGAUCUGGGAUACCACGCAGAAGGAGCACCUCUUAAAGUAUGAGUAUCAGCCUUUCGCUGGGAAGAUCAAGGACAUUGCUUGGACAGAAGACAGUAAGAGGAUCGCAGUGGUCGGGGAAGGAAGGGAGAAGUUUGGAGCCGUCUUCCUGUGGGACAGUGGCUCUUCCGUGGGCGAGAUCACGGGACACAACAAAGUCAUCAACAGUGUGGACAUCAAGCAGAGCAGACCGUACCGGCUGGCCACGGGCAGUGACGAUAACUGUGCCGCGUUCUUUGAGGGGCCACCGUUCAAGUUCAAGUUUACAAUUGGCGAUCACGGCCGCUUUGUCAACUGUGUGCGAUUCUCUCCUGAUGGGAACAGAUUUGCCACAGCCAGCGCGGAUGGUCAGAUCUACAUCUAUGAUGGAAAGACGGGAGAGAAAGUGUGUGCCCUGGGAGGAGGCAAGGCUCACGACGGAGGCAUUUACGCUAUCAGUUGGAGCCCUGAUAGCACCCAUUUGCUUUCUGCUUCCGGAGACAAAACCUCGAAGAUUUGGGACGUCAGUGUGAACUCUGUCGUCAGUACGUUUACAAUGGGCUCCACCGUUCUGGACCAGCAGUUGGGCUGCUUGUGGCAGAAGGACCACCUCCUCAGCAUCUCCCUGUCUGGGUACAUCAAUUACCUGGACAAAAACAACCCCAGCAAACCCCUGCGGGUCAUCAAGGGUCACAGCAAAUCCAUCCAGUGUCUGACGGUGCAUAAAAACGGUGGCAAGUCCUACAUCUACUCCGGGAGCCACGAUGGACACAUCAAUUACUGGGAUUCUGAGACGGGGGAGAAUGACGCCUUCGCCGGGAAGGGCCACACGAACCAGGUGUCCAGGAUGACGGUGGACGAGUCCGGGCAGCUGGUUAGCUGCAGCAUGGACGACACUGUGCGGUACACCAACCUCACGCUGAGGGACUACAGUGGGCAGGGAGUUGUGAAGAUGGACGUCCAGCCCAAGUGCGUGGCUGUGGGCCCCGGAGGCUACGCCGUGGUCGUGUGCAUCGGGCAGAUCGUCCUGCUCAAGGAUCAGAAGAAGUGCUUCAGCAUCGACAGCCCCGGCUACGAGCCCGAAGUGGUGGCGGUGCACCCCAGCAGUGACACGGUGGCUGUCGGGGGCACGGACGGGAAUGUCCGCUUGUACUCCAUCCUGGGCACCACGCUGAAGGACGAGGGCAAGCUCCUGGAGGCCAAGGGCCCCGUGACCGAUGUGGCGUAUUCCCACGAUGGCGCUUUCCUAGCCGUGUGCGAUGCCAGCAAAGUGGUCACGGUCUUCAGUGUCGCGGACGGCUACUCGGAGAACAACGUUUUUUACGGCCACCACGCGAAGAUCGUCUGCCUGGCCUGGUCACCAGACAACGAGCACUUUGCCUCCGGUGGCAUGGACAUGAUGGUGUACGUCUGGACCCUAAGUGACCCUGAGACCAGGGUCAAGAUCCAAGAUGCACACCGGCUCCAUCACGUGAGCAGCCUGGCCUGGCUGGACGAGCACACGCUGAUCACGACCUCCCACGACGCCUCUGUCAAAGAGUGGACAAUCACCUACUGAGGAGCCCCCUCCUCUGUUCGGACCGAAUCAGGGACUUGAGCUUAACCGCGGCAGAACACGUCGUUUCUCUAAAUAUUUCUGUCCUGCGCCCCCACGCCCCCGCCCCGCUCAGGAGGGAGGGGCCUUACGCGAGUACCCUCGGCUCUCUGCAGGGUGUUCCUCUCUGUACACGUCCUUCUGAAAGCUUUAGACAGUGACAGUUUGCACAUGAAAAAUAAAGCAAGCACUUAAACACCGUGUGGAGCGUAACUCAAACCCACCACCCACCCCAGCCCGAGUGCAGAGCAUUCCGGAGGCAGAGCCUCGAAGGCACACAGACCCGCCCCGCGGCUCCUGCUGUCUGUCGGGAGGCUGCGGUUGUGGGCCGCCCCCUCCCCGCGGACCCCCUCCCCGCGGAGCACCCCGCGUUGGCGGGCGCAGGUCUGUGCAGAGCAGGGGCCCCCCCCGGGCCGGAGCGCGCGCCCCGCCGUGCGGUCGCCCCCGCGGCGGACGGGUGCACCCACGUGAACCUUGGAUUCGCUGUCCGUUGUCGUGCUUGAUUUUAAGAAUGGAAUUGUGGGAGUUCUGUUUUUUGGUUUUUUUCCCCCCCUUUUUACUGUGUCUUUAACUGUUGCCUGUCCGUGUUUACCGGCCAGCGCGCCGCCGCCUCCGGGUUUUCGGAGCCGGGUCAGCCGGACCCCGGUGUCUCGGCCCCCGUUUUGCUCUCCUGCUUUGAUGUGUUCCUGUCUGUCUCUCCCCCUUCUGCCCCCAAGAGCAAAGGUUAAUUUAAAGGCAGAGGUGACGUCACUGUAACCUAACCUGUCAUGGUUUUCACCUUUUUUUUUUUUCCAGUGCAGCAAUUAAAAGUAAGUAUAAAGCACGGUGAUUUGUAGUUUUUUUGCGUGUGUUGGAAUUACUGGUAAAUGUUGGCUGAGAGCAAUCGCUCCCUUUGCACUUGUGAAAAUACUUGAGCGCUUUAAGAGAUAAGACCAAGAAGUGAUUAAAUGUCUUUCUCGUCA
Leptonychotes weddellii (Weddell seal) is the source of this 2807-nucleotide messenger RNA. Lineage: Eukaryota; Metazoa; Chordata; Mammalia; Carnivora; Phocidae. The record is from RefSeq and is a predicted model, not a curated record.